Molecule: messenger RNA, 2863 nt
Organism: Aaosphaeria arxii CBS 175.79
Lineage: Eukaryota; Fungi; Ascomycota; Dothideomycetes; Pleosporales
Exons: 2
Coding region: 84-2789 (901 amino acids)
Source: RefSeq, a predicted model, not a curated record
CCGACCACGGCCUCGAGCGCGUUGCACAUCAACCCCAUCACUCCCGCAUCGCGCGGUGAACUUCUCCCAUCUCCACCUUCACGAUGGCCACCACCAACGGUGCCCUGACACCACCUCCGCAGAUCCCGGCGACUGCGUCUCCCUCGCCAACAAAACGGAAACGGGACGGCAAUCAGCAAUCAAAACUUCCCAAUGGUGUGUCGACCACGACGAAAGAAUCGUCGGCAAGUGAUGCAAAUACAUCUAUUUCGGCCUCCAUAAAUGAUGUCUUCGCAGUCCUUACCAGUUACGACGCCCAGCCCUCGAUCCUCAAUCACUCGACAUCUUCUGCGAAAAGCCGAUCUCCCUCCGGAGAGUCCGAUUCUAAACGUGCGAAAACGAGCGGCCCAUCUAUUGCCAGUGGAAUCGAAAGUGGCGCCUACGAAUCCCUCGAAUCUCUACAGAAAGAUAUUGAGCUUGCUUGCCGGGAUAUCUUAGCACCCUUUGAAAAGAAUGAGCGGACGAUUCCACACCUUACUGCCGAGGAUAUCAAAUUGCAGUCAUAUGUACUUGCUUUUGAGAAGGUUGCAACAGAAUUGAUUUCGCGAGAGCGUGCGCGCGCUGCCCUGAUAACAGAGAAACGUAGUGCAGCUACCCCUGAAGAUGAGGACGGCGAACAUGAAAUCGACGAUUCUGUACCAGUCAAGCAGGAAGGGCAGCCAGAAGAAGAUGAAUCCACCGCAGGUCGCACUGUUUUGACCUUGUAUGGAAGUGCACAGGGCCCGAAGCAGCUUUUCUCAAGCUUACAACAGCCCACGUCUGUGCCAAACAUACGCAGUACUGACAAAGUGAAUCCUAGCGAGGCGCCAAAGAUUCUGCUGCCCUUGCGCGAGGCGAAUCUUCCCAACAUUAUCUCUACAACCGAAAUUCUACCCUCAGAAGCAGAUAUCGCUGUGGAGUCGAAGAAGACAAGAACUAUCGGGGAGGUGUCUAAAACACCUGCUCAUCUGCCACAGCUAAGCCCACCAAAGCACGCAAAGCCUAUGACCACUCGUGGCAACACGAUCACAUUCGCACCAGUGGACGUACUUCCGAAACCAUCUCGCGCAACUUCCCAGUCUUACGCAAAUCAGAAGCUUGUAACAGGCCACUGGCUAGGCUAUGGUGGAGUUGAUACACCAAAGGAUCCUACUUCGCCUACCGCAAAGCAAAAAAGUAGGCAACGAGCACUGAGCACAGGCGAAGCCCAGCUACCACCUUCUGAAGCAACGAUUGCUGCGGCGCAGCAGGCAAAAGAGGACGCCCUUUUCCGUAGCGUAUACUCUACCUUUGCCCCAAGCAGAGAUGACGCAACCACUAUUGUUCCUGAGGAGACCAAGAACAUGAUCUGGUGGCAGAAAGUCGGCGAGAAGCGUUUCAAUGAAACUUUCCCCGUGGAUCCUGCACUGCUUGAAUUGGACGCUAAAGGAGAGUCCCGCCCGGAAGAUGCUGCAAAGGAGAAUGACGAGUUCAAAGACGCAGUGGAAAAUUUUGUUCCCGUAGAAGAGGACCCAUUUCCAACUUCAGACAAGCCCAAGUUGGAAAAGAACACCGAGGAGGUGCUACAGGAGAUAUCGGAGCUUAUUGAGACACUGGCCUCUCACCAGCGCAACCGCAAUGCAUCUUUGGCCACCAAUCCCCGCACGCCAGUCAUGCAUAAUUCCUCCCUUGCAACAUUGGCAGGAAGUCCGUCGACACCCUCCUCCGAGGAAAUUGAUGUUUAUCAGAUGCUCAAAUCCCAAUUAAGCUUGAUGAUAUCUCAACUUCCUCCUUACGCAGUCGCUAAGCUGAACGGCGAUCAGUUAGAAGAAUUGAAUAUUAGCAAGACCAUUCUCAUCGAAACAGACGACGCUACCGGUGUCUUGGAAGAGGACCAGCUCUCAAGACUUGCGAAGGGCGUUGCAAAUCCAGCCGCUACGCCUUCCCUCACACGGAUGGCUUCCACUGGAUCAACACAAUACCCGGCUUCAAGUUCGCAAUAUAGUCGAGCUACGCCAAGUCAUACUGCCGCUCGACCUGCUCAGACAGCUCAGACAUACUAUCCUCAAGCACAGUCAGUACACAGGUCACCAUCAGUGCAUUACCAGCGUCAGGUAUCGGGUCCACCGCAACAUUACCAACCGGGAGCUUCCUACGGCAGCAGCACUCCGCGACAGGGCUACGCAGCAACCCCUGGCUACACACAGCCGACCCCUCGAGCAUCAUACAACCAACCUGCACCUUCGUCUUACUAUAAUCAGCGCCCAGGACAGCCCGGGAGCUUCUCAACUGCUCCCAGCUCCCAAUUUUAUCAGAACACACCGUCGACUCAGCAGCACAAUCGAUAUACACAACAGCAACCGCCACAAACACCACAGAACGGCUAUUUCCCACGGCCGCAAAACAUGCCCUCGUUCAACUAUGGCGCUGCACCCAACCCCCUUGCACGUACUGAGUCGCCGCUGAAGGGAACCCCGUCUAUUCCUCAGUCUGGGUAUGGUAAUCGUGCAACGUUCAUGGCUAACGGCCAGGUUCGAGGUGGCUAUUACCAACAAGGGCAGAAUCCGCAGUAUGGCGGGGCGCAAGCAUCCACUCCGUCGACUGCAGCUGCACCCUCUGGAUACAGCCAACAGAUGAUGCUCGACAGACAACAGCAGGCGCAGACAGCAGCCCAAUCCCAGGCCCGAAUGGCGGCACAAAAUUCGUUCAGACAGGGCUCCGGCACCCCGCAGCCACCGAGCACACAGUACGGCAGCCAACCACCAGUCAAUGGAACUCCUGUUGUAUCAUAGAAUUAUCUCUACUUCUCUUAAGGUAGCGUUUGAACUACGGGUUUUUAUUUAAUUUAUUCUGCACGACCAUGUCA